AUGACCUCCAUCGGCACGGGCUACGAUCUCUCUGCGAGCACCUACUCCCCCGAUGGCCGCAUAUUCCAGGUCGAGUAUGCUAACAAGGCUGUGGAGAACUCGGGUACCGCGAUUGGCAUCAAGUGCAAGGAUGGCAUCGUUCUCGCCGUCGAGAAGCUCGUCCACUCCAAACUCCUCGUCCCUGGUGCAAACCGCCGGAUCCAGACAAUAGAUCGGCACGUCGGACUUGCCACUGCUGGACUCCUCGCCGAUGGCAGACAUCUUGCAAACCGUGCUCGUGAUGAGACGGCAAGCUAUCGCGAUCUCUACAAAGCGCCUGUCACGAUGAAGCACCUCGUCGAGCGCUUGUCCUUGUACGUUCAAGCGUACACCCUCUACUCCUCCGUCCGCCCCUUCGGUAUCAGCUCCAUCCUCGGUGCCAUCGACAAAGAUGGCCCUCAACUAUUCGUUGUCGAGCCCAGUGGUGUUUUCUACGGCUACCACGGCGCCGCUGUUGGCAAGGGUCGGCAGCUUGCAAAGACUGAGCUUGAGAAGCUCAAGUUGCAAGAGCUGUCAGCGCGGGAAGCUGUAACGGACGCUGCACGAAUCAUCUACCUUUGCCACGAGGACGCAAAGGAGAAGGAUUUCGAGCUCGAAAUGACCUGGAUCACGGAGGAGACGAAGGGUUUGCACCUCCCCGUACCCAAAGACCUGCACGACGAGGCGGAGCGGAAGGCGAAGGCGGCGCUGGAAGACGACUUCGAGUAG
Molecule: messenger RNA, 747 nt
Organism: Schizophyllum commune H4-8
Lineage: Eukaryota; Fungi; Basidiomycota; Agaricomycetes; Agaricales; Schizophyllaceae
Product: N-terminal nucleophile aminohydrolase
Exons: 7
Coding region: 1-747 (248 amino acids)
Biological process (GO): ubiquitin-dependent protein catabolic process
Cellular component (GO): proteasome core complex, alpha-subunit complex; nucleus; proteasome core complex
Source: RefSeq, a predicted model, not a curated record